AUGUGCAAGCACAUCCUCAACCCACAAGUCAAGAUCCGUGCACCUUGCUGCAAGCUCUGGUUUGACUGCGCAGAUUGCCAUACCGAGCAAGCCGACCACCCACUACUGAAGCAGGAUGAAAUGACACUCAUCUGCAAACCCUGCAAGAAGGCCUUUCGCCUCGACAUUACGGAUUUCGAUGAAGCAAAAGAGUACUGUCCACACUGUGAUAAUCACUUCUACAAGCAAGCCAUGACGCCGCAAGCUGCAAUUGUAGCAGAGAAGGCGGAUCUCCGGGAGGAUAAUCGAUUGGCACAGUUGAGAGAUAUGCGGAUGAAGCUCAUGCUGAAUGAUGAUGCGGAUCUAUUUGAUGAUGAUCUCACAGCAAGACUAGGCUAG
Molecule: messenger RNA, 378 nt
Organism: Protomyces lactucae-debilis
Lineage: Eukaryota; Fungi; Ascomycota; Taphrinomycetes; Taphrinales; Protomycetaceae
Product: zinc finger protein
Exons: 2
Coding region: 1-378 (125 amino acids)
Biological process (GO): protein import into mitochondrial intermembrane space
Cellular component (GO): mitochondrial intermembrane space
Molecular function (GO): zinc ion binding
Source: RefSeq, a predicted model, not a curated record